AUGUCUGUCGAAGCUCCCAAGCCCGUCGAAGAGACACCAGUCGUCGAGCCUACAAAGGUUGCCGCCGAACAACCAGAGACCACGACCGAGCCCACGGAAACUGUGACGGCUCCCACCGAGGCGACUGAGACUGCACCUGCUGUCCCUGAAGAAGCCGCUGCUACAACCGAGGAGGUCAAGAAGGAUGAGGCUGCCGAGAUUGUCCCUGCAACGGAGGGUGUAUUGGGAUACAAGGAGCCAACUUUCUUCAAGAAAUUCAUCUUCAGCAAGCACUACUUCUGGUUUCAAGAAGAGCCGUCCACUGCCGAGUCAUUGACCAAUUUCAUGCGGUCCGAGAAGGCCGACACAAAACACUCCGAUGCUGCAUGGGCACGAGAGACCGGGAAGGGAUUGCUCUUCUACUCCAAGCGUGCGGAGGACAAGGCGACGCCAACUGGUAUCAUCAAUUUGUCUGAUGCCUCGACUGUUACCAAGGAAGGCCUCCAAUUCUCCUUCAAGGCCGGUGCUCAUGUCCACCGGUUUGAGGCAUCCUCGACCAAAGAACGGGACAGCUGGAUUGCUGCCGUUGACAAGGCUAUUGAAGAGGCAAAGAGCUUGAAAGAAGAGAUUACUGGAAGUGAGAGCUAUAAGAAGAACGUCGAGGAAUAUGCCAAACCCACAAUUGUUCCUGCUGCAGCGGCUGUCAAAGCUUCCCGCUCAAAGUCCAAAGAACCCAAGAAGUCGGUUGACGCCUCUACUGCCGCUGCCGCUGCCGCUGCUGAUGCUGCUGCCACUUCUAGUGACGCGGAUGAGGCUACAAAACCUGCUGCUGAGCGUUCUCAGUCGCGGAAACGUGGCAGCAUCUUCGGUACGCUCCUUAGCAAGAAGGAAGAACAUGCUGAGAAGAAAGAGGAGAAGCCAGAAGUUCCUGCGAAGGAGGAACCUAAGGAAACCACAGAGGCAACUGAGGCCGCCACAGCCAGUGCUGUGCCUGCCGCCGUUGUCGCCACUGACAAGAAAGAGGAGAAGGAAGAUGCGAGUCCGACCGAGAAGAACCGCAAGCGUGGCUCCGUCUUCGGCAGCCUCUUCAGAAAUCGCGUAGCAAGCCCUACCACCGAGAAGAAUGAAAAGGAUGCCAUGGCAAGCAGUGACGUUCCUCCAGUCUCGGAGACCGCUCCCAAGAUUGAGGAGCCGAUUGAGAACAAGCCCAUCGACGCUGCGGCUGUGACUGCCCCGGUCGACACCGUCACCACUCCUCCAGUUGAAGAGUCCGCAGAAAGCUCCGCUGCGCCCAAGACGGAGAAGAAGGGCGGUUUGAUCAGCUUCAUCAAGAAGACUGAAGCUAAGCUUGAAGGCAAGAAGGAGAUCAAAGAAGAGACCAAAGAGGAAAAGGCUGCUGAGGCCAUCGCUAAAGACCCUGUCGCUGCCGCCAGCGCCGAGCCAACCGAAACCGCUGCUCCCACCGAGACCGCCGCGGAGACCACGCCUGCUGCCACCGAAGAGCGCCCUGCCCGUGACAACAAGCGCCGCACUUCUCUCUUCUUCAACAAGAAGCAACCUGAGACCGCAGAAGGCGAAGACACUGUUGCUGAGCCCAAGCGGGAAAAGUCGCCUCUCCCAGGUGGCAAAUUCAUUGGCCAGCUUGUCCGUCGCGCUAGCAAAGCGAUCAAGUCUGAGGGACCAAAGGAGAAGACUCCUGCUGAGCCUGCCGCAGCCCCUGCCAGCGCGACUGAAGCUCCGGUCCCCGAAACCCCGGCUGUUGCUGCAGAACCUGCCGAGACCAAGCCCGUUGAACCUGUCCCGGAGCCCGUUCAGACCAUGCCCGAAGCUGUGGUUACGACAGCCCCAGAGGUCAAGGCAACCGCUUGA
This is a messenger RNA of Fonsecaea erecta, 1848 nucleotides long. RefSeq lists its product as hypothetical. NCBI's taxonomy places the organism in Eukaryota, Fungi, Ascomycota, Eurotiomycetes, Chaetothyriales, Herpotrichiellaceae. Bases 1 to 1848 code for a protein of 615 amino acids. The transcript is spliced from 5 exons. The record is from RefSeq and is a predicted model, not a curated record.